This is a messenger RNA of Akanthomyces muscarius, 1185 nucleotides long. RefSeq lists its product as uncharacterized. NCBI's taxonomy places the organism in Eukaryota, Fungi, Ascomycota, Sordariomycetes, Hypocreales, Cordycipitaceae. The transcript is spliced from 3 exons. The record is from RefSeq and is a predicted model, not a curated record. Bases 1 to 1185 code for a protein of 394 amino acids.
AUGAGUGGCAUUCAGGUCUCAAGCAAAGCUUUGCGCGACAUGCAGAACCAGAGCCUCAGAGAUGGCAUCAUUGGUUGCCUGUUCGGGUCAGCUCUUGGGGAUGCGAUUGGUCUUUACACCGAGUUUCUCUCUGCAGAUAGCUCUACUCGAGUAUACCCCUCGAGAUCUUUUAUACUGUCGCCAAAAUCCGAAGCAACAAAACUACAUUCCGACGCCCAUCGUGAUCCGCAUCAACCAGGCGAGUGGACAGACGACACCGACCACGCGCUGCUGAUAUUGCUGUCGUAUUUGCACAAGAAUGGGCAGGAGGUCUCAGCAGGAGACUUUGCCGUGCGCCUCGACAUUUGGGUUCGACAGGGCCUACGAGCUUUGGAUACCCUCCCCAUGGGCCUCGGCCAUACAUCUAAUGAGGACUCACCCUCUCGGCCCAUCACCCAUCCCGACCCGAGAUGCGUCAUAUCCUGCGCCAUUGGAACCGCACUUGUUCGAGGAUUGAUUCUCCGCGAUAUCCGACAGGAGAGCGAUAUUGAUGCGUUAAUUGAGAGCGCAGUGUCUUGGCUUGCAUCGUACCGGAAGGAGCAGCUAAAAGACGCGGCCCGACAAGAUGAGCCAGAUCUUGAUUUGGCAGAAUUGCAGCGACAUGCCAAAGUGGAAAAGCUCACAGACUUGGCUCUUGAUGAGCCGCGAAAGAUUGGCUAUGUCUACAAGACGCUUGGAUCCGGCGUUCAUCUCUUGCGUUUGGCGAUGCGCGGAACGGCAAAUUUGGCCGCCUCGCUACCGGCUCAAACGGCGGCCUUCGAGCCGCUCAUUACAGAUUUGAUUAUGCUCGGCGGAGAUGCAGACACAAACGCAUGCUUUGCUGGUGCUAUCGUGGGUGCAUAUCUGGGCUUCAAGGCACUGCCGCCUCACUGGCGGGAUGGGCUGAGGCACGGCGAGUGGCUGAUGGCCAAGGCCGAGGGGUUAUGCAUGAUGCUUGACGUAGUACACGGCACUUAUAGCGGUGCGCAGGACACAGAUACAGCACCCGACGGCGGGCGAGGCUUUUUGACCGACGCGCAGAUGGAGGAAAAGGUCAUGCGGCACAUGGCAGGGAUGGUGCAGCGUCUGGGCGAGGGAGCGGACAAGCGGAAGGGUAGCAGCAGCUGGGGAUGGCUCAGCAAGAAGAAGAUGCGACGAACGGGGUAG